Megalobrama amblycephala (Wuchang bream) is the source of this 9819-nucleotide messenger RNA. RefSeq names its product potassium voltage-gated channel, subfamily H (eag-related), member 2b (gene kcnh2b). Gene Ontology annotation, cellular component: membrane. Gene Ontology annotation, biological process: membrane repolarization during action potential; regulation of heart rate by cardiac conduction; potassium ion transmembrane transport. Gene Ontology annotation, molecular function: inward rectifier potassium channel activity. The record is from RefSeq and is a predicted model, not a curated record. Bases 972 to 4544 code for a protein of 1190 amino acids. NCBI's taxonomy places the organism in Eukaryota, Metazoa, Chordata, Actinopteri, Cypriniformes, Xenocyprididae. The transcript has 15 exons.
GUUAUGUCCACGAGGAGUGUCUUUUGUCUGCACGCGCGUGACGGCGCAGGGAAACCCCACGUCCGCGACGCGUGCACCGACGAUGACGUAUCAUGUACAGUCUGACAGCGCGCGACACCGCCGAAGGUGGAAAACAAAGCGCAAAAGCUCACGCGUGACAACUGUCAGGUGAGUUAGAAGAAGAUCUCGCAUGGAGCUCUCGGCGAUCGCUCGUGAUGCGCGUGAAGUAUCCCAGUUUACCUUUCAUUUGCAGCCCGUGAUUUCUGUUCUUUUCCACAAAAGCCCAGGGCAUGACGACAUCAAGGGUUCGACACCUGCGAAAGCAGACAACGCAAUGAUCUAAAUGCAUGUUUAUUAUUUACGCAAUCGUUAUUUAUCUAAAGUUUUACGUUUUUUAUUUUUUAAUUUACGCUAAUUGCAUACUAUAAAUAGAUUAUAUUACUAUAAAUCAGUAAUUAUUUAAGUUUAGCUGUAUUUGUAAUUAAACAGACGAGCUCGUUGUUGUUGGUCACCAUCGAAACGGGAGGAGCGCGCGUCAAAAUAAUCGCAUCUCUUUUCUUCCAAGUACAUUUUUUUUUUUCUCCGACGAAUGAAAACUGAGAAGAGCGCUUUAAUUGGACAAAGGGAUACCCGAGGACGUGACUAUGGUAAAAUUAGGGUACCUCUCGAGCGCGUUUCAGUCAGACAGAGUUCAGCGUCCCACAUGUCACGAAGUAAAUUAGCCUGGCGUCACUUUGGGAUCAUUUUUAAGGGAUUACGCGACGUAAACAAUCUCCUACUCGCGUUUGGAAACCGGAAACUGCUGUUUGGAUAAGUAUCUCGCUCGUGAGCGUCGCUGCUGCUGAUGAAGUUCUCCAGAGCGGGGGACGCUCGCGCAUCGCUGUGUGGAGCCGCGCGUGCCCAGGGCGCGCAGAGCGUGGCUGGAAGGUCAGCUUGAGCUCGAGACACUCCGCUGGACUGAACGCGCGAGGAUGCCGGUACGACGAGGGCACGUCGCGCCGCAAAACACUUUCCUCGACACGAUCAUCAGGAAAUUCGAAAGUCAAAGUAGGAAAUUCGUCAUAGCCAAUGCGCGGGUGGAGAACUGCGCCAUCAUCUUCUGUAACGAUGGCUUCUGUCACAUGUGCGGCUACACCAGGGCUGAAAUCAUGCAAAAGCCAUGCACCUGCAACUUCCUGUACGGCCCACACACCAAGAGGCUGGCCAUCGCGCAGAUGGCACAGGCGCUGCUGGGGUCAGAGGAGAGGAAGGUGGAGAUAGCGCUCUACAGGAAGGACGGUGUGUGUUUCCUGUGUUUGGUGGACGUGGUUCCUGUGAAGAAUGAAGAUGGCGUGGUGAUCAUGUUCAUUCUGAAUUUCGAGGUCAUGCCGGACGAUAAACUGCACGACCCACAGGAUCUCAAUCACAAGCUGCCUCUGCUGUGGCGCCAUUCCAAUCGAGCUCGGGGCAUCCGUUUACGCCUCCCCCUCCUGAACUCCCGGAAUAACAGUAAAUCUUCUCUGCGGGAGGAUCCCGAGGCAGGCCGAGGAACGGGUUUCCCCAGCAGCUCCCGCGGGCAAAGCCACGAAUCCCUGCCGCUGGGCGAGCUCCUGCCCCUGCCAGAACACAAACGGCCCCGUCUGGCCACCGCCUCCACCAUCUCCACCUCCCUCGUGACCACCCCGCCCUCGCUGCUGCCCGAAGACCAGCGCAACCUGCUGGGCAGCGACCCCUCGUCGCCUCCUCCGGCCCCGCCGCACCCCGCCACGCUGCCCCUGGGUCAGUCCUCGCCCCGACCGCAGCGGCUCAAUCCCGAGGCCUCCGUGUCCAACUGCAGCCUGACCAACAGCCGCUCGCGCGAGAGCUUUCACAGCAUGCGCCGCGCGUCUUCGGUGGACGAUAUCGAGGCCAUGCGGCCCGAAUGGGACCGGAAGUACCGGACCCGGCCCACCUGCAGCAGCACGGGUGCCAUGAACAACAAGUCCAGCAUCCUGAACUCUACCUCUGACUCGGAUCUCAUGCGGUACCGCGCCAUCAGUAAGAUCCCACAGAUCACGCUCAACUUCGUGGACUUCAAACCGGACCCUCUCAUCGCCCUCCCGGCCGGAGAAAUGGACAUCAUCGCACCCUGCAAACUCAUCGACCGCACGCACAACGUCACCGAGAAAGUCACUCAGGUGCUGUCGCUGGGCGCUGACGUUCUGCCGGAGUACAAGCUCCAGGCUCCGCGAAUCCACAAGUGGACGGUUCUGCACUACAGCCCGUUUAAGGCGGUGUGGGACUGGCUGAUCCUGCUGCUGGUCAUCUACACGGCCAUCCUCACGCCGUACUCCGCCGCCUUCCUGCUCAACGAGGAGGAGGAGGGAUCCAUGCAGAACUGCGGCUACUCCUGCAGUCCGCUCAACGUGGUGGACCUCAUCGUGGACAUCAUGUUCAUCAUCGACAUCAUCAUCAACUUCCGCACCACCUACGUCAACGCCAACGACGAGGUGGUCAGUCACCCGCUGCGGAUCGCCGUGCAUUACUUCAAAGGCUGGUUCCUCAUCGACAUGGUGGCCGCCAUCCCCUUCGACCUGCUCAUAUACCGAACAGGGGAGGAGGUGAGUGCAGAGACGACCACCCUCAUCGGCCUGCUCAAGACGGCACGUCUUUUACGACUCGUCCGAGUGGCGCGAAAACUGGACCGUUACUCUGAAUACGGCGCGGCCGUUCUCUUCCUGCUCAUGUGCACCUUUGCUCUGAUCGCUCAUUGGCUGGCCUGCAUCUGGUACGCCAUCGGAAACGUGGAGCAGAACCGCUCCAUCGGCUGGCUGCACGCGCUCGGGGUUCAUCUGGGGAAGCAGCAUAACAUCAGUAUCCCGGGAUCAGGACCCAGCAUCGAGGACAAAUACGUGACGGCGUUAUACUUCACCUUCAGCAGCUUGACCAGCGUGGGCUUCGGAAACGUGUCGCCGAACACCAACUCAGAGAAGAUCUUCUCCAUCUGCGUCAUGCUGAUCGGAUCGCUCAUGUACGCCAGUAUCUUCGGGAACGUGUCAGCCAUCAUCCAGCGUCUGUACUCGGGAACGGCUCGUUAUCACACUCAGAUGCUGCGGGUGAGAGAGUUCAUCCGCUUCCAUCAGAUUCCCAACCCGCUGCGGCAGAGACUGGAGGAGUAUUUCCAACACGCCUGGUCCUACACCAACGGCAUCGACAUGAACGCCGUGCUGAAGGGUUUCCCCGAGUGUCUCCAGGCCGACAUCUGUCUCCACCUGAACCGAACUCUCCUGCAGAACUGUAAAGCGUUCAAGGGCUCCAGUAAAGGGUGUCUGCGGGCGCUGGCCAUGAAGUUCAAGACCACACACGCCCCCCCGGGAGACACGCUGGUGCACGCCGGAGACGUCCUGACCGCGCUGUACUUCAUCUCCCGCGGCUCCAUCGAGAUCUUACGUGGAGAUGUCGUGGUGGCCAUCUUAGGGAAGAACGAUAUAUUCGGCGAGCCCAUAAACCUGUACGCUCGACCAGGGAAAUCCAACGCAGACGUGAGAGCGCUGACCUACUGCGACCUCCAUAAGAUCCACAGAGAUGAUGUGCUGGAGGUGCUGGACAUGUACCCGGAGUUCUCCGACCACUUCUGGAGUAACCUGGAGAUCACCUUCAACCUCAGAGACACGAACAUGAUUCCCGGCUCUCCCAGCAGCGAUGAAUCAGAUUGCGUCGGCUUCAACAAACUGCGGAGGCGAAAACUUUCAUUCCGACGACGAACAGAAAAAGAUGAUGCCGAUGCUGGAGAGAUCAAGAAGAAUCAGAAACCCAUUCGGAGAGGCAGAAAACAAGCAGCCAGUAACAAGAACGAACUCAAACCGGGAUGGGAGGAGCCUCGGAAUUCUGUUUCCUCUCACUCCAGUGGUGAUGAGGGGGAGGAGCCUGUGCACACAUGCCCCACCCCCCCAACGGCACUCAUGGAUGUGACUGAGGGAGAGGGCGAUCCGAAAACAGGAAACACAUGUAACGCCCUAUCAGGUGCUUUCUCAGGUGUGUCUAAUAUCUUCAGCUUUUGGGGCGAGAGUCGGGGGAGGCAAUAUCAGGAGCUGCCCCGCUGCAAUCUCCCGUCGCCCCCUCCGCAUCUCAGCACCCCCCUGCGCAGCAUCAGCCGCCAGCAGCGCAGCCAGAUGGAGAGCAGACUGGAGCUGCUGCAGAAACAGCUCAACAGACUGGAGAGCCGCAUGUCGACGGAUAUCGGCGCGAUCAUGCAGCUCCUGCAGAGGCAGAUGAUGCUGGUUCCUCCCGCGUACAGCACCGUUUCUUCCCCGCCGCAGGCGUCCAUGUACCCCGAGAGACUCGUGCAGCCCGUCACACCGCUGGAGUCCGAGGCACUGGCUUCUCUCUCACAGUCCUGCGAGUCUCUCGGCAGCACCACAGAGCUCCAUCCUGCGGACGCUCCUCGCACGGGAUCCUCCAGCCUCGGGGCGCGACCGGGGCGAGUGCUGGACCUGGACGUUCAGCGGCGCUUCUCCCUACAGGAACCACAGACGUCACCGAGUUCACAGACACCACAGAAACACAGCUCCGACCCCGGGAGCUAGGGAGACUCUCUGACGUCUCACCGGGGCGUUUCUUCUCGGUUCUGCUUCUGGUUUUGCACUGAGGAGGGUUCAGAGACACACUGGAGGUGGUUUUACAUGAAAGGCAGCGAUGAACUUCACUCGUCUUUACUGCUGUCGUCCAGUAUUGGAUAUCCAUAAACAAAUAAUAAUGAUUAUUACUAAUUUCAAGUAGCCAUUAUGUCUUGCACUGAAUUUUCCAGACUCUUUAUCUUCACUUCUACGGCGCUUCCAAAACGAAGAACUGGUUGAACUUGUUAGUGUUAGCUGGCCUAACAGAAGAAAAUACUACUACUAAUAAUAACCUGAUGUGUUCUGUCCGUCUGUCUGUCAUUGCCUUCAUUUCCUGUGUAAGAAUGAUGAAGAAGGCGGAGCCUCGGGCCCCGCCCAAGCACACUGGAUUGGCUGGAUUGCAGUGGGUGUGGUGAUUGGCGGCUGCCAUUACUGAUGAAGCAUAUCACAGUCACGUGUCUGACACUGAGACCAACAAUAUGCAACGAGUCCAACACGCGUCACGUCCUGCUCGGCUUCGGUUAGUUCGUUUUCCGUGAUUUUGAGGUUAGAACACAUUAGCUUUAGCAAUACGAGUCCUUUAAACCACCGCAAAUUGAAACCAAAUAUUGAAGAUUGGCUUGGACCAAAUGUCAAAAUUGAGUGAUUUUCCAUCAUGAUCACAGUCACAUGAUUAUUAAUUAUUAUUUGGUACAUUUAAGAGCUCUUAAAUCUGAUGAGUUAAUUCAAAACAAAUGUAUGCGUUUUGUUUUAGACGCGUGGACCAACGAAAAAAGAACUUCACAAUAAGCUAUAAAGCAUGCGAUAAUAAACAUACACUUUUAAUAUAAGGCAUUUUUUUAUAGCAGACUUUACCGUUAUCAUAUUUAAAUUACUAUAGUAUUUACUCUAAGCAUUUCUGAGGAAGGAAGAGCAUAUUAGCAUGAGAACUUGUUUAGCAUCUGACAACGAUUGUAUCAUUCUGCCUUUUGGCUUGAAUUCUGUGGUUUAUGUUUUGUUGAUACCAAAUAUAAUAUUUAAUUUGAACUGAACGUGAGGACGGUCUGAUCCAACAUCUGAAUCUGUGUCAGUGUGAAAACGGUUCAAACAUUACUGCAUUAAAUAACAAUAUUCCCUUUUACUUUGAUGAAUGCAGGAGUUUGCACAUAUUUAUCUACAUAUUUGUUGUUAAUUUUAUUAUUAUUAUUAUUAUUAGUGUCUCUGUAAAUUCUGUGUAUAGUCCUUUUAACACCACAUAUGGGUGAAUCUCACACGUCAAGAACAAAUUUUACCCCAAUAUAUAUAUAAAAAAAAUAUUAUAUUGGCAUAUUUUUAGGAUGAUAUUUGUCAUUAGAUAUUCAUAACUGUAUUUUUUUUCUUAAUUAUCAUAAAUAAAAGGCAAUACAGGUAAUGCUGCAACAAACACUGCUAUAAUGGAUACAUAUAAAUUUAAUUUAUUAAUAUUAUAUAUUUUUAAAUGUAUUAAUAUUAAAUAUAUAUUCAAUUUAUUGCUCAUUGUAAGUUCAUAUCAGCUAACGCAUGUUAACAAAUGAGACCCUAAUUGUAUUUAAAUAGUUUUGAAUUUCAUUUCAAAGAAUUUUGGGGGGAUAAAAAUCCCCUAAUGUCAAAAAAAUAAAUAAUUUUUAAAUGUGUUGUGAGAUUCACCCUCACAUGGCGGUAGUAUUUCUGUUUGUAAGAUUGUGUUGAGAAAUCAAACUGAUAUUAAGUCCAUUUAUUUUUAGUUAAUUUCAUCAGUGUUUGUUUGUUUGUAAUCCAGGAUUGCUCUUAAUCUGUGUCAGGUGACUGUGAGCGGAGAAAUUGGGCAUGCUUUAUUCACAAAACACGGCUUCAUUGUCUAAUGUUCAGAUGGAGCUUAUAAUACAACAUUAUUGUGUUUCGUUCUAUCAUGUACAACGUUGUUUAUGUUGAUGCCACUUUUCGAUGAUAAUGGUCCUGCUGAAAUGGUUUUGUGUGUGUAUAAUGUGUCCUGUCGUGUGUUUCUCUUGAUGUUCGGUGUACCGCUGUGCACUUUAAGGCACCCAAACACUACAAGAUGAUCGGGACGAUUUUGAGCCCAAUUCUCCCCUUCCGACAAUCCUAAAAAGUCCUGAUUAUCUUGAUGGUUCUGCAGAUGAUCUUAUCAGAUUUUCCUGUGUUAAGAGUCAUUGAAUCUGCGCAGAAGAACGCCAGGGCUGCGUCAAUCUAAAAUCAUAAUAAAUAUUGAUUAUUUACAAUCAGAAAUCCUGUUGUGUGGGGCGAACCCCAAGGACAAACGUGCACACACUCUGUAGAUUGUCACAUUGAACAAAACAAUAUCCAAUCAGAAAGCGAGCUAACGGAAGCAUAUCAUCCGAACCUUUUUCUUUUUUUCACUGCACAUUUUCUGUUAAAAAGCAGUCCAAACACUAUUAUCACAGUUUUCUUAUCACUAUUAUCACCCCAGAGGAAAAAAGACAAAAACAUACAAUUACUUCAUGUCUGUUAUAUUUACAGUGUUACCUCAUAUUUCGUUCUUAAUAGACUAUUUAUAAUGUUAUUCUAUCUCUUUAACCAGAACUAUUGUUAAAAUCAUGACCGAAAACAAAAACAGCAUUUCAGCAUUUCAGUGAUACUAAAACCACCAGUAGGUGGCACCAAAUCAGUGUCUUAACAAGUAAGUCACUGAAUCAUUCACUCAAACGAUUAGUUCAAAAUGGCUGAUUCAUUCAGGGACAAAACAGAAUGAGUGAGUCGUCAAGUCUUUCAUUAAAACGAUUCUUUCAAACGGCUGAGUCAUUCAUUAGAACGAUUCGCUCAAAAAGGCUGAUUCAUUCAGGGACAAAACAGAAUAAGCGAGUCGUCAAGUCAUUCAUUAGAACGAUUAAUUCAAAACGGCUGAUUCAUUCAGGGACAAAACAGAAUGAGUGAGUUGUUGAGUCAUUCAUUAAAACGAUUCUUUCAAAACGGCUGAGUCAUUCAUUAGAAUGAUUCAUUCAAAACGGCUGAUUCAUUCAGGGACAAAACAGAACGAGUGAGUCAUCGAGUCAUUCAUUAAAACGAGUCUUUCAAAACGGCUGAUUCGUUCAGGGACAAAACAGAAUGAGUGAGUCGUUGAGUCAUUCAUUAAAAUGAUUCUUUCAAAACGGCUGAGUCAUUCAUUAAAACGAUUCUUUCAAAACGGCUGAUUCAUUCAGGGACAAAACAGAAUAAGCGAGUCUUCGAGUCAUUCAUUAGAAUGAUUCGUUCAAAAUGGCUGAUUCAUUCAGGGACAAAAAAGAACGAGUGAGUCAUGCAUUAGAACGAUUCGUUCAAAUCGGCUGAUUCAUUCAGGGACAAAACAGAAUGAGCGAGUCUUCGAGUCGUUCUUCAGAACGAUUCAUUCAAAAUGGCUGAUUCAUUCAGGGACAAAACAGAACGAGUGAGUUAUUCAUUAGAACAAUUCAUUCAAAACAGCUGAUUCAUUCAGGGACAAAACAGAACGAGGGAGUUAUUUAUUAGAACGAUUCAUUUAAAACAGCUGAUUCGUUCAGGGACAAAACAGAAUGAGCAAGUCUUCGAGUCAUUCAUUAGAACGAGUCAUUCAAAACGGCUGAUUCAUUCAAGGACAAAACAGAAUGAGCGAGUCUUCGAGUCGUUCUUCAGAACGAUUCAUUCAAAACGGCUGAUUCAUUCAGGGACAAAACAGAACGAGGGAGUUAUUUAUUAGGACGAUUCAUUCAAAACAGCUGAUUCGUUCAGGGACAAAACAGAAUAAGCGAGUCUUCGAGUCAUUCAUUAGAACGAUUAGUUCAAAAUGGCUGAUUCAUUCAAGGACAAAACAGAAUGAGUGAGUCAUCAAGUCAUUCUUUAGAACGAUUCAUUCAAAACGGCUGAUUCAUUCAGGGACAAAACAGAACGACUGAGUUAUUCAUUAGAACAAUUCAUUCAAAACGGCUGAUUCAUUCAGGGACAAAACAGAAUGAGUGAGUCGUCGAGUAAUUCAUUAGAACGUUUCGUUCAAAAUGGCUGAUCCGUUCUGUAAUGAAACUGAGACUCUGCGGCGUGCAAUGACUCUAAUGUUUGCAACUAUUUUCAUUGGCAAAAGAGAGGAAAAAUAUACAAUAUUGUGUCUUGUCUUGCAUAAAAUAAGUAUCACAUUUGCAAAUGUGCUGAUAUUCGGGAAAACAGCGCUUUUGCCUUUGGAGACUCGUGUGCUCAGAGACUUUAUUUGAAGCAUAUCUUGGGUUUUGGAAGCAUUUUUAUUAAUUUAUUAAGCCCCCAUUAAUUUCCGCCCCAGGUGUGUGUAUGGCGUGAUGGUGGGGUUAUUGUUCGAGCACAAGCGGAGGCUCUGUCUGUUACGAGGCCCAUUUUAAGUGCAACGUUAGUAGUCUCUCACAUUCUGAAAAUCUGAUAAGAUUUGAUCAGUCUUGUAGUGUGGGCAGCCUUUACACCGUCUCUCUCGACACUAAAGAGGAUCUCUGCUCUCUUUACGUCUAUUUACAGGGAUUUGAAGCCAAGGGCAUUUCUGCCAUCAACUUUAGACACAGAUAACUCAGAACAGGCCAAACGCACCCAAAUCCACGUGAACUAGAGUGAUUAUUAAACAGGUUUUACCAAUACGUCAGUUUGGAAUCAUGAAGGACAUCCUGUAUGUACAUAUUUUUUUAAUCUCUCGAGUUUUAAUUUAUUUUGGUAAUUUGUUUACACUGGAUUGCUAUUUUUCUCCUUCCCGAUUUUGCUGUACAUAAGGAAGUCUUUAUUCUUGGCAUCCCUAUAGCCGACACUAUGCAGAAACGCAUUUCCUUGGCAUGCUUUGAAAUGCAGAAAAUAAAAAGAAGAAAAACUAGAGGAAAACUGAUCUUUUCUUUUCAUUUUUUUAAAGAAACAUGUGAAUAACUGUUAAUAAUGAUGUAAGUAUAUCAAUUAUAUAUAUAUAUAUAUAUAUAUAUAUAUAUAUAUAUAUAUAUAUAUAUAUAAUAAAGACAGAUUUAACAUUGUGCACAUUUUAUCUGCAUGCUGCACUGAGAAUCUUCCGCGGCGAGAGGCUGCGGCUGUUUUAGAGAAUGUGUGUCGACUGAAGCACUGUACUUCUUGCUCACCUGAGAGUGAUUCAUUGUUCUUCCAGCGCGUGGAAGGAUAGACAUGUGACUCUGAACACUACUGUUACAUUACUGAUGUCUGGAAUCGUGUUGGAACGACCUGAUGAGAUCGGACAGACUUCAGAAAGUCCAGAUUGUGUGCUAGCAUUAUAAACGGUUGACUUUAUAAAAUUUAGAAAUAUUUAUUUCAAUAAACUUCUUUGAAAACA